AAGCGGACCAUCGAUAUAUAUUUUCAAGUAUUAUCGAUAUCAAGCCAGCAUUUUUUGGGCGGUGUUCGCGUUUUGUUUUCGUUAAUUAUUUUGCUUCUUGAGCAGCCCCAGACCCUCAAAAAACAGAACUAAAACUAACUCAAGAUGAAAUCCCUCGAGAAGUGCCUACUGGCAGUGGUUUUAGCAUGCUGUCUGUUUCAAAUGGGCCAGGCCAUCAAGUGUUGGGAUUGUCGCAGCGACAAUGACCCGAAAUGCGGAGACCCCUUCGACAACAGCACCCUGGCUAUAACAGAUUGCCAGCAAGCACCCGAACUGGAGCACCUGAAGGGAGUUAGACCGACGAUGUGCCGGAAGAUCAGGCAGAAGGUGCACGGGGAGUGGCGUUAUUUCCGGAGCUGCGCCUACAUGGGAGAGCCCGGAAUCGAAGGCGACGAGCGCUACUGCCUGAUGCGCACUGGCAGCUACAACAUCUUCAUGGAGUAUUGCACCUGCAACAGCAAGGAUGGCUGCAAUUCUGCGGGUGUCCAUCGUAUGGGUUGGAUGGGUGUGUUGUUUGGCACCCUGGCCUCCGUCCUGGUGGCGCAUUUUUUGCGGCAAUAGAUGCACGGGAUGGGAUUCUUUUCUACCCGUAGCCAAUGCCCCUCGUCGCCCAUUUUCUAAAAGAUUUGUCAAUUCUCGAUAAAAGGACUGGGCUUUCAUAUUUUGCCUAAAUAUUAGUCCGAAAUUUUUAAACUUGAAAGCUUUUCUUUCUCAAAAAUUAUGUUAAAUAUUUUUUUAAUGUUUCAAUUUCUUUUUAUCGAGUACUGACAAUGUUUUAGCCAAUGAGCAAUGUGUAAUCAAGUGCCUUUAUUUACUGACUCGAAUUGUAUCUUAAAUGUGGAAAUCCAUUUCCGUCCUGAUGUAUCUUACGCACAUAAACUCCGUACUUUCUAAGGUCAAUCCUGAAAUCUUUUCGUGCCUAGAUUAAGUCUCUAUCAGCCUUACAAGUUAUUGUUGUAACGCAAAAAGACAAUUAGAACAUUUUUGUAUUUGAAAUAAACCAUUUACACACAAAA
This is a messenger RNA of Drosophila ananassae, 1055 nucleotides long. RefSeq lists its product as uncharacterized. The transcript has 2 exons. Gene Ontology annotation, biological process: regulation of synaptic transmission, cholinergic; sleep; positive regulation of voltage-gated potassium channel activity. NCBI's taxonomy places the organism in Eukaryota, Metazoa, Arthropoda, Insecta, Diptera, Drosophilidae. The record is from RefSeq and is a predicted model, not a curated record. Bases 145 to 600 code for a protein of 151 amino acids.